GUAAGAAGUACGGACGAAAGUGUAGUGAUCUGUAAUACUCGGUACACUCCACACUUCGUACGUUUGAUAAAGUCUAUAAUAUACAGUCAUUUACUACUAUGUUUUCGUUUUUAAACCUUUUUAAUAACUCAAAACCUGCUGCUGACAAGAAAAUAACAUUGGAUCCUCUAAGUGGAAAAACAUUAAAUCUCAACAGUUCAGAAGCGAGGGCUCUUAACAUUUUUAACCACAAGCCGCCUGUUUCCCGUAGGCUAAAUGGAAGCAAUACCUCUUUCAAAAACAGCAAUAAUAAUAGUAGUCAUCACUCUUUUAGAGAUGUCUAUGAUAAAAAACGUAAACUGAUGGAAUCGUUGGACAAUUUUGGUAUAAGGAAAAGAACUCGCCAAGAGUGUGGAGUUGAUACAUUUGUAAAUCAACAGCAAAAAACUAUAGCAGAAGCCACUGAUUGGGUACCUUCAUUUAACCGAAUUGAUAAAGGGAAUAACAGCGUAGUGCCUCAAACAGUAAUUAAUGCAAAAACUGUUUAUGGUAAUAAAGAAAAAAAACUAAUUAAAAGACACGGGGAUACGUUUAAUGAUGAUCAUUUACAAAAGCGGCCUAGGACUCGAAACAAUGAAAUUUUAAGUUCUUACAGCUCUAGCAAGUUUCUACUUACACCCGGACAGAAAAGAACUUAUCCUACUGACUCUGGAGAUGAUUAUUCUUCCAGUCGAAAACACUGCAAAAGCUGUACUUGUUGUGGAUCUACAACAUUGUUGCACAAUGACAAAAGCCCGUUAAAUAAAAGUGAUAAAACUACUGAAACUGAUAUAUCAGAUGAUUUAGUGACAGUUGCAGCUAGCCGAAUUUUCAAUAGAAGUGGAAAAACACAGGUUGUUAAAAGAAUAAGUAUGAAAACAAUACUCAAUGAGGCAUUUGAUGAUGUCGAUCCUGAACCAUUUACUAGUUUAGAAAAAAUACAACAAAAGAAAAGUAAAACCCAAGAAAAAGCUAUAUCCACCAAUGAUUCACAGGAUUCUUCUUUAAUAAAAAACACUAAUUUAAAUGUAUCUAUGGACUCAGUUACUACACCUGUAUUGACAACUUCUGUUUCUGAUUCAAACCAAUCAAAAUUAACUAUUUCUUCUACAACAUCGUCAUCUAUCGUCACAUCAACAACUCAAUCUGUUGCUCUAUCUGAGAAUCUGAAGGAAAACAGCGAAAUUGAUGGGAAACAAAAUGAAAGUCAAUCAUCAAAAAACAUUGUUGAAACGCCAAAAACUGAUUUUAAUAUUAUUAAACAACCUGCAAAAUCAAUUUCCCUAACUCCUAAAGUUAACGAGAGUUCGAAAAAAGAAAUUAUCAACACUGAAAAAGCUCCAUUUCAGUUUUCUGUACAAACUUCAAAGUCUAUUGAGCCUAUUUCUAGUUCUACAGAUGUCAGUGCACCUAUAGCUGUCAGUGAACCUAUUGAGAACAAAACAAAUAAAAAUCAGAACCUACCAAUAAUACAGUUUGGCAGUCAGUCGCCAUCAGAAAAAUUUAAAGAAAAUUCAGUAUUGAAUUUUGCGAGUUCUCCUAAACAACCAACUUUUACUUUCGGAACAGCAAAAACCGAUAAUAAACAGUCUACACCGGCAUUUCAGUUUGGUGCUGCAAUGCAGUUUGGAUCAUCUAAUGUUGAAAAGUCUACAGUUCCAGUUGUACAGUUUGGAAUUCCAAAAACUGACGAAAAACAACCAAAAUCAGUUGCUCCUAAUGCACCAGAAAACACAAGUGCAGUUAAACCUGUAUUUUCAUUUGAUAAAAAUGCUACUGAGAAUACAACAAAACCUGAACCUAAUACAUUCCAAUUUGGUUGUCCAACUAAACCUGUUGAUAGCUUUCCUACUACCUCGGCUGGCAAUGAAUCUAAAAUUGUGUUUGGGUCCAAUAUUACAACAUUGGCUGCAAGUCCAUUUAGCUUUGGAAAACCCAAUGAACCAAAAACAACAACUACAAGUGUUGCGCCCAAAUUUAAUCUUGCACAAUCUACAACUGAAGGUUCUGCUCCAAAAUUACAGUUUGGUGCAAUGUCUUCAUCGGUAUUUGGCAACUCGUCAACGAAUCAAACUAAAACUCAAUUAAGCAACACUGUAAAUAACCCUGGCCUAACUGUUAAGAACCAAGACAAUAAAUUAGUUUUUGGAAGCCUGAGUACAGAAGUAAAACCAGCAACGUCUACUCCAGAAAUGGCUUUUAACAUACCCGUGUUUAAUAAUAGCAGUAAUAAUGUAACAAGCCCUGUAUUUCAAUUUAGCAGUACAGGUACUAAACGUGAUGAAAAACCACUAGAAUCGUCAAUUAACACUUUUCAGUUUCCUGCAGCAAAAUCUACCCCUUCAUUUGGUUUGUUGUCAUCCCCACCAAGUUUUGUGGACAAAAAAGCAUUCGAAUUUAAUGCUCAAAAAACAGAUGAUCAAAAAACUCAGUUUUCAACUCCAGCGUUUGGGUCGCAAAAUGCAGCUUCUGCUCCAUUUAAAUUUGGGGGAAGUGAUAAGUCCACAGCGUUCGAAAAUACAUUUACUUCACCAAAUCAAUCUCUGCAGUUCCAUAACAAAACAGAAACAAAAGCUGAACCGUUUAAAUUUGGUGCACCAGCUCCAGCCAACAAUGCAUUUCAGUUUGGCGGAGCCAAUAAAGCUAAUAGUGAACCACCAAAAUUUGGUCAAAAUACAAAUGCAUUUAAUACUUCAGGGUUUGGUGGCUUUGGCCCUUCAGUGUCGUCACAGCCAACACCUGCAUUUGGCACAACCAUUUCACAACCACAACCGUCUUCGUUUGGUAAUGUCGUCGCUCCUGUAUCCACAUCGUCAUUUGGAAAUGUAGCUCCACCUUCGUCUGACGCGUUUGGGUCCAGUGGAGGUUUCCAGUUUGGCAGUACAAAUAACUCGGUACCUAGUAAUCCAUCUACAACAUUUGGAUUUGGUGGGCCACCACAGCCUGCAAAGUCAGAAGGCGCUUUUGGUUUCAAUGCAGGCUCGACAGGAGCUUCACCAUUUCAGUUUGGACAGGCACCAUCAGUGUCUUCCCUUCCUCAAUUUACUGGAGGACAACCACAAGGUGCAUUUGGUUUUGGAUCCGCUCCCCAACAAGCAGCAGGUAUUCAGGGAUCAGGUCAAGCAUUAUUCAGUAUGGGCGCAGCUCCAGCUGGAGACAGGAGGAAAGCUAAAGCUGUUAGGAGGCGAAAUAAUUAGCUUAAAAUAUCUAAUAUUUCAUAAAACAAAAAAGUAAAAACAUUCACUGUAAUUUUAGACUAUUGUAUAUAACCAUAGAAAUAACACUUAAGACAUAAAUUUUAAAAUCAAUUUAUCGGACUGUCUAUUACAAAAAAAAUAUGAGUGUGACCUAAAAUGUUUAACUAUACUAUAAUUGCAAUUAUUGUUGAUCACAUAAUUUGUGUUUAAUUGAAAAAUUGUAUUUUAAUAUAUUUUAUAUGUAAGAAUGGUUUGUAUUAUUUUCUAGCUAAUUUAAAUAAUUAUUAUCAACGAAAUAAGGGUUUUUUAUUUUUAACUUCAAUUAUUCAAUUUUUAAAUAAAUUAGUACACAUUUUUUUUCCUAGGUUAUUUAUAAUAUUAGUUAAUUAAUUAUUCGUAUCAAAUCAGUAUGACUUAUGUAAUAACUCAAAGUGAAAGUCUCAUAACUUUUGUUUUCGAAUCAAAAUGGAUCGCAAUUUUGGUUUAUAAACGUUAUCACGUAUUGUAAUAUUUAGGCUUCGGUUAUUAAAACAGUAGAUUUACUCAGGACUAAUCAUUUUAAAUUUAAUAUGAUAAUGUUACCAAAUUUUUAAGUGUAUUUAUAUUCAUAUUGAAUAAAGAACUACAGUACUCUCGUGUAGUUUUAAAACA
Adelges cooleyi (spruce gall adelgid) is the source of this 3866-nucleotide messenger RNA. Its product is annotated as serine-rich adhesin for platelets-like. Gene Ontology annotation, biological process: RNA export from nucleus; protein import into nucleus. The transcript is spliced from 8 exons. The coding region runs from base 99 to 3215 and encodes 1038 amino acids. Gene Ontology annotation, molecular function: structural constituent of nuclear pore. NCBI's taxonomy places the organism in Eukaryota, Metazoa, Arthropoda, Insecta, Hemiptera, Adelgidae. The record is from RefSeq and is a predicted model, not a curated record. Gene Ontology annotation, cellular component: nuclear pore.